Aspergillus uvarum CBS 121591 is the source of this 993-nucleotide messenger RNA. Its product is annotated as SGF11 family protein. The record is from RefSeq and is a predicted model, not a curated record. NCBI's taxonomy places the organism in Eukaryota, Fungi, Ascomycota, Eurotiomycetes, Eurotiales, Aspergillaceae. The transcript is spliced from 2 exons. Bases 1 to 993 code for a protein of 330 amino acids.
AUGGGCGAGUCAAAAGGGGCUGAGGAACGGGGAUCCUCUUUCCCUCCAGGGACGAUAGCGAAACUAACCUGUGAAAUCCUCAAUGACACAUUCUACAACAUCAUCCAUGACAUAGUCGCCAAAGUCCACCGUGAUGAGAAGGUUUCCCGCAUGCGUUCCGCGGUCGUUGCUGCCCGACAGAAGGCAGAUGAGGAGGCGACCAGGCGUCGCGAAGAAAGCGGGAAACCGACCACUGCGUUCAAGCCAGGCGAUCUCGAUUUCGAGGAACUCAAGGACAUUCGUGUGGAAACCGACGGGGCCAUCUUCGACGAGGGCAAGGUCUACUUGAAGGGCAACCCUCUACAAACCACCAAGGAUAUCAUUUGUCCUGAUUGCCGGCUGCCGCGCCUCUUGUACCCUGUGACAGGCGUCGGGGCUCGUGCCCCUCCCGACCCGUACCGCGAGUACUGCCAGAAGCAGCCGACGAUCAGCAAACCUGGUCACGACGUCAACGGGAACCCAUUCGUGACGGACAAGGUAAAACCUCAGAAGAAGAAGCAAGUCACCACCUCGAAUACCCCCGGGUCGAGCCCACCCACGACCCCCGACGGCUCCUUCAAGCAGGCUGCGCCGGAAAGGAUAUCGUUCCCAACGGUGAAGUGUCCGAACUGCCCAAGAUAUUUUGUCGUGACCCGCGUGGCGCAGCAUCUGGACCGCUGCUUGGGCAUCUCCGGCCGACCACUGGGUGGCCGCAACAAGACCCCCUUGGAGAACAUCAACACCGGCAACAGCACGCCCACCUCUGCUCCGCCCAAACGGCCCCUGAUUGACGACGAUGGCCCGCCGACUAUGAACAAGAAGAAGAAACUCGGUGCUCCGAAGAAGCUGGCGGGGAAGAAGCCCACCCCUCCCAGCAGCAAGCUCAAGAACGGAUUAACCCCGGACAUGGCCGCUGCAGAUGAUGCAUUUGGCGAACCCGAUAUCAAAAGCGAAGCCAACGGGGACAAUUCCUGA